UGCAGUGCGGUUGUGCGUCGGCUAUCUGUCACGGGUUUUUUUUUUUUUUUAUAUAUAAUAUUGUGUUUAAUAGUUUAAUUUUAUUAUUACAUUGCGACAAGUUGUUUUUAAUAUUCAGUGAACGACCAUAGAAUAAUUUCGAGUUGGUGUACACGACUAUAAAUCUAAAAUUGUAUAGCAUAUAUUUGUACGAUGGCUGACUACGACAGAAUCCACAGGAUGUGUCAAAAACGUGGGGAAUUAUGGGAGGACCCCGAUUUUCCGGCCACCCAGUCUUCAGUGUUUUAUCAUCAAAAGCCUCCAUUCCAGUUUGUGUGGAAAAGACCAAAGGAAAUAUGUAAUAGACCAGUUUUUGUUAGCGAUUCAACAUCUCAUUUCGAUAUCAGUCCCGGAAAAAUGGGUGAUAAGUGGCUGGUGUCAUGUCUGGGCGUAUUGUACCUUUGUAAAGGUCUGUUCUACCGUGUAGUGCCGGCAGAUCAGUCGCUCUCCAGCGAAAAAGAAUACAGCGGCGUUUUCCGGUUUCGUUUGUGGUGGUGUGGCGAAUGGAUGGAAGUGUUGGUCGACGAUCGACUUCCGACCGUGAACAAUCGGCUUGCGUUUUUGCAAUCUACACAUACCGAUCAGUUUUGGCCGGGAUUAUUGGAAAAAGCGUAUGCCAAGUUACACGGUUCGUACGAAGCACUCAAGUAUGGCACUCUUUUGGACGGACUCGCAGAUUUGACUGGUGGAAUUACGGAAAGCAUAAAUAUUCGACAAGACCAGACCACGUGCGGUAGAAUGAUUGCGAAAAUGUUAGACAUGACGUCUAUUGUCACGUGUACAGUACAACCAGCGUCACCUCAGGCCAACAAAAGCGUACCAGAAAUGCUUAUGAACGGCAUUCAGAUUGGAAUCAAUUACAGGCUGUGCGCGGUGGAGCGGUUGGAGACGUACAAAAACGAGCCGAUUCAAUUGUUCAAACUACGACAGCCGGGCGGCACGGGAUCCGAAUAUAAUGGUCCGUGGUCCAGGGACUCGGAAGAUUGGGACAAUAUUCCGCACAAGGAGAAAGAACGCGUCAAUGCCGUCCAUCUGAUGGAAGGCGAAUUUUGGAUGAACUAUAACGAAUUCGUGAAAACAUUUACCCAUGUCGAAAUGGUACAUUUGGAUAGCGACACCAGUCGGGAUGAACCGUCUUUGCACCACAAAAGGACGUGGCAAAUGCGUCUUCACCAAGGCACUUGGCAGAGAGGAGUCACGGCAGGAGGUUGCCGGAAUAAUCCAGAAACGUUCCACAUCAAUCCUCAACUGCAUUUAAUUCUAAGUGAAAUGGAAGAAGUUGUAAUUUCGUUAAACCAACACAGUAUUAUGGAGCCCAAAGUGAUCGGUUUCACGUCAUACUCAUUACCAAAAUCAUGCAUGGACUCGACGGGAAAAGAAUUUUUCAAAAAAAACAAAUCGUUGGUUAACUCGCAGUACACCAACAGCAGACAAGUAAGUUACAGAUGUUUUUUAGACCAAGGUGGAUACUUGAUCAUUCCUACUACAUUUGAACCCGGUCAAGAAUCAGGAUUUACGCUUAGAGUAUAUUCGAGUAAACCGUUAAAACUAAAAUUACUUGACACUGUUCCUUCACUAUUGAAAUCAGCAAUAAUGAAGGCACCGGUUAAUUUGGACGGUAAAACGUUUGUCCAGUAUGAAUCAGUGUUCCUACAGUUGGCCGACGAGCACAGAACAGUAAAUGCAUUCGAACUUCAAGAACUCCUUGACGCUUGUCUGCCAAAUGAUUAUAUAAAAAGUUGUGCUAGCAUGGAAGUCUGCCGGCAAGUAGUCAUAACCUUGGAUAGUACAGGCAGUGGACGAUUGAAGUUUAACGAUUUCAAGGAUCUGAUGUGUAGUCUUAAAUAUUGGCAAACCGUAUUUAAGAAUCAUUCAAAAGACAAGACUGGUAUUUUGAAAGCUGAACGAUUAAAAGACGCACUUCUGGAAGUAGGUUUUCAAAUUAACACAGAAGUGUUGUCUAUCCUUAUUUUGAGGUACAUGCGAAAGGAUGGUACCUUGAGAUUUGGUGACUUUGUAUCUGCCAUACUUCAUCUGAGCAUUGCUUUCAAUUUGUUUGAAUCGAAAGAUCCGCUUCUCAAUGGCAACAUUAAAUUAAAUCUUGCUGAAUGGCUUAAGUCUGCAUUUGUGUGCUGA
This is a messenger RNA of Sipha flava (yellow sugarcane aphid), 2175 nucleotides long. RefSeq names its product calpain-C (gene CalpC). Lineage: Eukaryota; Metazoa; Arthropoda; Insecta; Hemiptera; Aphididae. Gene Ontology annotation, molecular function: calcium ion binding; calcium-dependent cysteine-type endopeptidase activity. Bases 193 to 2175 code for a protein of 660 amino acids. Gene Ontology annotation, biological process: proteolysis. The transcript is spliced from 14 exons. Gene Ontology annotation, cellular component: cytoplasm. The record is from RefSeq and is a predicted model, not a curated record.